AUGUCAAGUUAAAAAGAAAUAGAAGAAUCUUUUGAUUAUCCAGAUACUCCAUAUCGUUAGAAUCUGUAUUAAUAGGUUACUCCAAAUGGAAUAUACAGUCCAUCUUAAUUCAUUCAGUUUAGUAUAAAAUCAAAAUCAAUUUUUCCUUAAAAACAUCAGAAUAACUCUACGAAAAAAGCAAAAAUAAAUAAAAGUUAUAUCCAUGAUUUUGAUGAAUAGAUUCAAAUUAAUUAGUAUAGUUUCAACAACAGUAAUAAAAUCAAACCAAUUCAUACAUCUUUAUGUUCAUUAUUUAGAGAAGUAUGUUUUUAAUUUGAUUGAAAUAGAAUAAUAUUGAAGUUAAAUAAGAAGAACUUAAAUAAGAGCACUCAUUGAUAAAAUAUUUAGAGACCAUUUAAUACUAAAUGUAGUAAUUAGAAUCUAGUGUAGUAGCCUUAGAAAGGAAAAUAUAUGUGAAUAAUUAGAAAAUAAAUAAACCUAUCAAAGAAACAAAUGAUCAUUAGUUAGUUUAUAUAAAUUAGAAUGUUUAAGGAUUAGUUGGAAGAUUAUAGGAUAUUUUAAUGGAAAAGAAUUUAUUAACUGUUUAAACAUAAGCAAAUCAUGAUGAAGAUGAGAAAUAGACAAUUUAUACAUUCAAUAAGAAUUUAAAUAAAUUCUCGAAAGGAUAUAAGUGUCGUUACUGUAAUUGCAAAUUUGUUAAAGCAUGUUCUUUAGGGUAUUAAUUUAUAUAUAUAUUUAAAGAGGUCAUAUCUCUAGAACUCAUAAAGAGGAAUCCAAAUAAUUAAAAUAAAGUAUUCCUAUAAAGAAAAAUAAACAUAUAAAAAAAGAGAAAAUUAAUUAAGCAAAAAUGAAAUGA
Molecule: messenger RNA, 856 nt
Organism: Paramecium primaurelia
Lineage: Eukaryota; Ciliophora; Oligohymenophorea; Peniculida; Parameciidae
Source: the annotation of a GenBank genome assembly